Messenger RNA from Corticium candelabrum, 2689 nucleotides. RefSeq names its product mediator of RNA polymerase II transcription subunit 23-like. Lineage: Eukaryota; Metazoa; Porifera; Homoscleromorpha; Homosclerophorida; Plakinidae. The record is from RefSeq and is a predicted model, not a curated record. Bases 228 to 2393 code for a protein of 721 amino acids. Gene Ontology annotation, cellular component: mediator complex; transcription regulator complex. The transcript is spliced from 21 exons. Gene Ontology annotation, biological process: regulation of transcription by RNA polymerase II; positive regulation of gene expression.
UCAUUGCAGACACCUUCAAUGUAUCUUCAGAUGCUCUCACCCACGCACCUUCUGACAUACUGGUACAUGUACACAAGAAACGAAUUUUUGCCGUACAAUAAAGUCCCAGAUAACUUUUAAUAGCCUGGUUAAAGAGCAACAAGUGGAGGCACAGCCUAAGUGACAGUAAUUGUUGCUACAAUUGACGUAAAGAGCAAUGAAAUGUUUUCUAGGACCAACAUGAUGAAAUGUUGAGUGGGCUCUUGAUGUUGGCCAACAAACAGACGAACCACCAACGUUUCAUCUUUUGUUUUAAUUUACUAACUUCUCUUGCUGAGUCUGGGGUUGUACCAUAUAAGUUACUAUUCGAAACACUGAUUCAUGAUCUUGAUUUCAACUCAUCGCAGUCAUGGAUGGAAUCAUUUUCUGGACUAUCAAAUCACAUUCAGAAAGUCGACUAUAAAGUUGGUUGUCGUGAACUUCUUAUUCUUGUUCUUAUCAAGUUAUGUGAAUGUCCUCGGGCAAUUCCAGCUGACAAGUUGAGCCUGGUGCUUGCUGCAAAAAAUUUUGUGGGAAAGUUAUUGGAUAGAAAAUCGGGUCUUCUGCCUGGAUAUAUUGCAUACAGUGCGAUUGCGAAGCACUUUCCAGAAGGGUCGUCGACUCACUGGGCUUUUGAGGAAAUGUGGCAACAGUUUACAAAUACAUUUAUUGCACUGUCUGAUCUCAUCUCAGUAAAAGGUCGCUCAGAUUUAUCACCAGUGGUUGGCUUCUCUAGCUCAUCAGGAAAUGUUUGGAAGCUUGACUCAACCAAUCUGAAGUUUAGGAGAAAUCACGUCUUACCCUUCAGCGAGGAACAGAAUGAAGCUCAAACGAAACUUCUGAAAGCAGUUGUAUCUCAGCCUUGUUCGAAGGACACUGUCACUGCAAUGCUAUCAUUGAACAGACAGCAUCGUCAGCGUUGUCUUCCUUUGGAAGAGGUGCUGGUUGAUCUGCUUGUGAUGACAAUCAAUAAAUCAGAAAGCAGUGAUGAAACAGCAGAUAGCAAAAUCAUCUGGGAUCAUCUGAGUAGCCAACUGGUCUUCUUUGUUCUUUCUCAGUUUGCUCGCUUUGCUGGCUUGGUUGGACUUCUUUAUGAUAAGCUGUGUGCUCAGACAAAGCCAAUUGUUAAGAGUCGAGAGAGGUUGAUGUGGGUUCUACUUCAGUUGUUCUCACCUGCAAUUCAGACCCUUCAGUUGAGUGAUCUUGCUCCUUUGUUCGCAAUCUUCAAGAGACUUUAUCCUGAGCAAGAGACUUGUCCACUGCCUGAACUAGGCACACCGCAGACGUCAACUGCAAUGGCAGCAGCUGCAGUGUGGAUGCACAUGUCAACUAUGCUGUCAAGAGAGAAUGCAGGCUUGAUUAGACAACCACCACCAUAUCUGCGUCUGCAUCUAGACUAUCUGUCACAAGAUAAGCAGACGCUAUUGUCUCAUGCUCGAGAACCACUUCAAAUUGCUUGUCUCUGCAAUGCAUUUAUUAGUGUUCAAGAGACUGUAACUCAACUUAUGUCAUCAUUGGUUGAACGUUGGUCAGGAGGCUCAUCGCCGCUUGCCAAUAUGGUCGCCAUGCCUGGGGCUUGUAACCUUAUGGCAGUCGGCAUUACAGAGCCCUGUCCAUUAGAAGUACUCGACAGUCUCACCACAUAUGCAAAGAUGAGUUUAUGGAACAGUGUUUUAAAUCGUGUCCUGAAGCCUGUGUCAGGUCAUGGUCAUCUGUGUUUGUCUCCGGCUUUAGUUGAGACAUACAGUAGACUAAUGGUGUACAUGGAGAUGGAUUAUGGUCUUGCCUUGAAGACAUUUCUAGGUCAGGCAAUUCCAAGUGUUUGCAAGCAAAACAACAAGCCGACAGUCCACACUUUUCUUGAACUGCUCACUUAUCGACUUCAACGCCACAUACAGCCACACUAUCGCUUACAACUUCUCGGCAUUCUUUAUCAACUGAACAGUGGCAGCUUUGGGACAAAUUACCAACUCCAACUAAGCAUUGAGUCGACUGCUUUGAGGUUGCUGGUUGGAUUGGGAAGUACUGAUUUGCCGACUCAAAUGGCAAAAGUGACAGCUGAUGCACGUCUGCAAAACAUUGGUAUGAUGCUUUCUCCUGACUCAGAGGAGUUAAACAGAUUGUUUGUAUUGGUACUAGCUCGGUCAAUUCAUAUUGGAUGUCUUGAGAUUCCUCCUGGUGGUUGGGUGGACAAUGCAAUUCGUCAGGCAUACAAUAUGACACCUCAUUCAUGGCCACAGCAUGUUCUCAAUUGUAUGCCAGAGUCUGUACGUGUUGGCUAUAGAGAUUUUCCAGCACAGAGCAGCUUUCCUCGGCCAGAAGACAAACAGGCUUUACUAAACACAAUUGACGAAGAGUGGAGAAAGUGGACUUAGGUAGUUACUAAGUAUUUGAAUAUAACAAUUAUGAUUGCAUGUAGUUGUUGACAUUAAUUAGCUUUUGUUAAAUUAGAACCACUCGAAUGUCCUUAAUCCAGGUAGUACAGGACGAGCCACCGUUCGGAUCCCGGAAGUGUACGGAAGAUGGAAAUAUGUAACGGUAUCCUUGGAAUCCCAGACAAUUUUAUUGUGAAUGUCUGGUGCUACAGUUCAACAUACAGUAUGCGUACUCAGGUAGUUUAGAUUAGUUUACCGUAGACUCACAAAUUUGAAAGAUGUUCGAGGCGUGUCUC